CCGGCGGAGGGGCAGCGAGGGAGCGGAGAGAAAGUUUGAGCGUUCUUCCCGUGGGCUUGAUUUUGUUGCACGUCCCCGGGGUUUGUGUGCGUAGUAUAGGAAGAGGAGGGAGUAAGGAGUAAGGAAGCGCUGGUGUCGGGUUAGCGCCCCAGCGAAAAGGCGAGAGGGAGGCAGACCAGGAGAGAGGCCGAAAAACGGUUGCGCACUCGCUUUUGUGUGUGCGCAAUUUUUUGCUGACGGGGCGCGAGCGAACGAGCGGGGCACACCACCACCGCGGUCGCCGCAGGAGGGGGNGGGGGGGGGGGGGGGGGGGGGGGGGGGGGGGGGGGGGGGGGGCAGUGAGGACACACUCGCAUGUCGUCGGCCACCCGGGCGGGUUUGAGCCCCAAUGGAAGCCCCAAGCCCAAGCAGGGGGAGCUGUCGGCUCUCCAGGCCGCGGCGCAGAGGGAAAUCGCCGCCGCCGCCGGAGCGGGGGCGGUGGACGCGUCGACGGGGAUGGCGGUAGGGCACGUGUCGAACUACCUGUCGCUGCGGCUGGACCGGCCCCUAGAGGGGUGCCAGCUGCGUCCACGGGUGUACGUGUACUCGAAGCUCAUGACCACGACCGGGGUGGCGAACAAGGCCUACAGCAACACGGACCACCGCUUCCAGUACACGUGGAGUCGAGGGCCAGAGCGACAGGUCUGCGCUAACGCGAGCUGUCCGCGAGCCAACAGCUUCAGCCCGUUGGAGUGGUCCAAGUGGGCUCUGCAGGGAACCCGCAUCCAGUGCGUCCCGUGCCACAAGCUCAGGGUCCCGCGCCACCGCUCGGUGUUCUGCAACGUGACAUGUUUCAAGGAGGCCUGGAAGAGCCACCAGCAGCACCACGAGCACGUCCGGCGGCAGCAGGCGCUGGCCACGGGGAAGGAGCAGCCACCAGCGGCCUCGGAGUUUUCCCUGAGCCCGAAGAAGGCAGUAGUCGUUGCCGGGGCAGGGGGGGAAGGGGAAGGGGGGGAGGACUUGCUCAAGCCGGAGGAGGAGGAGGAUGUUCCCAUCAACGCGCAAGUGAUGGACGAAGAGGAGGAGUGGACGAAGAUCUCUACGGACAGCCUGUACACGCCGAAGGAGGAAGACGUGGGGCACUGCCUCCGCCUGGAGUGCCGGGCGGUGUUGCCCACGGGGGAGGAGGUCUGCACCCCCAGGAUGAUCACCACGGAGCCUGUGCUUUCAACUCCGCCGCUUCCGCCACGGCGAUCGUUGGUGACGGUCAAGGGGGUUGGGAGCGGCGGGGGAGUACGGUUUCGGCUGUGCUCGUACAACCUGCUGGCGGAGAUUUACGCGACGCAGCAGGCUUAUCCGUAUUGCGACUUCUGGGCGCUGUCUUGGGGGUACCGCAAGACCAACCUGCUGCGGGAGCUGCUGGAAGCGGGGGCCGACGUGCUGUGCUUGCAGGAGGUGCAGUCGGACGCGUACCAGCAGUUCUUUCAGCCCCACCUCUCGGAGAAGGGGUACGACGGUCUGUACAAGGCCAAGACGAGGGAGGGGGCAAUGGGGAAGGUGGACGGGUGCGCCAUGUUCUGGCGGCGGGCGAAAUUCCGGCUGUCGGAGAACUACACGGUCUCGUUCAACGAGUGCGCGAGGCGGGCCGUUGCGGCGAUGCCGGGCCUACCCCAGGAGGAGGGGCACCACUUCCUUAUGCGAGUCAGCAAGGACAACGUGGCACAGGUGGGAUGUUGGGACACAGCAGGGUAA
Messenger RNA from Ectocarpus sp. CCAP 1310/34, 1731 nucleotides. NCBI's taxonomy places the organism in Eukaryota, Phaeophyceae, Ectocarpales, Ectocarpaceae. The record is from the annotation of a GenBank genome assembly.